AGUUUCGUUUGGGUUCUAUUUUGGAUUUGAUUUGAUUCACUUUGUUAAAAUCAAAAGUGAUUGUCAUUGAGAAGCACAGUAAACAAGAAGAAGAAGAUGGAAGGAAGAGGAAGAGGAGAAGAAGAAGAGAAUGGUAGUGCACCAGUUCUUAAAAUCCAAGUGAAGUUCAGUGGAAGAUCCAUACCAGUAUCACUUUCUAUAGAAUCAACCAUUAAAGACCUAAAAUAUCUUCUUCAACCUCUCACUAAUGUCCUCCCUAGAGGUCAAAAACUCAUCUUCAAAGGGAAAGUUUUAGAGGACACCAUGAAAUUGAAAUCAACAGAUAUUACAAAUGGAUCUAAGCUUAUGCUCAUGGCUUCUCAGGGUUUACAUCAAGGGGAUGGACCAAUUACAAAACAUGUGGUAUCUAGUGGUUCUGGAUUGAGAAAACCUUCCAAUGGUGGUGGUAAUGCUCAAAGAUUAAUGGAUAGUAAGGUUGAGGUAGCAAUUGAUAAGAGUAGGUCAAAACAUUGGAAGAUUACAGGAGUUGUAGCUUUAUCAGGUUGUCAAUUGAAGUUUAUACCUGAAGAAGUAUGGGGUUGUGGGUCUUCGAUAAGAGUGUUGGAUAUAAGUAGAAAUUCUAUUCGUGAAGUGCCUGCUAAGAUUGGUUCUUUAAGCUCUAUACAGAAACUGCUACUUAACGAAAAUAGCAUAUGGGAUGAAUGUAUUAGCUGGGAAGGUGUUGUGUCAUUAAAGUCUUUGACAGUUCUAAAUUUAAACCACAAUGGUUUAACUUCAUUACCUUCUGGAUUGGGUGCUUUGGUCUCUCUUAUGCAACUUCAUGUUGCAAACAACAAGCUGACUAGUUUGCCAGUUGAAAUUGGACUUCUAGCUCGUCUGGAAAUUUUGAAAGUAAACAACAACAGGAUAAGCUCAGUUCAAUCGCGUAUAGGGAAUUGUGUCUCCCUUGUCGAGGUUGAUCUUGCAUCCAAUCAUUUGGUGGACUUGCCUGACACAAUUGGGAGUUUACGGAAUCUUAAGGCUCUGCAUCUUAGUAACAACGGCCUCAAAUCCCUUCCUUCAACGCUUUUCAAACUGUGCACCCAGCUCUCAACUCUUGAUCUUCAUAACACGGAAAUCACAAUCGAUAUUCUCCGUCAGUUUGAAGGAUGGGAAGCUUUUGAUGAGCGUCGUAGAUUAAAGCAUCAGAAGCAACUGGACUUCAGAGUAGGAAGCUCUGGUGCAUUUGACGAAGGUGCUGAUAAGCAUUGAAAAAGUUCAGGAAGCCAUUUCCGGAUCCAGAGCUUGGAGCGGAUCUCUCAUUGUCCCCUGUUAAUUCCGGAAACAAGUUAUUACAGCUAUGUAUCUUAGAAGUACGAAAUUUUAGUGGUUUCUCUACUGUAGAGAGAGGAUGAAGAGUAUACCAGAAUGUCCAGGAGUGAACAUCAUGCUGGCCUCAUUUACAGGAAACUCAAAGUUGUCUAAGUUAGGCAUUUGCAUUUGCUUCUCAAUGGAUGGUUGCUUGGAACGAGAUUCUACACCGCUCUGAAAAUCUUCAGCAGGCUUCAUAUCCAUAUAUUUUGCAUGUCAAUGCACAGAUAAAUGUUUUGACCACGAGAAACAAACCAAGCGUAGAAAUGGAUGGAAUUAACUUACGGCAGGAUGGUUGGGCAUUUGCUUCUCAGUGGAUCGUUGCUUUGAACGAGUCCUAAUACCAAUCUGCGGAUCUUCAUCAGGCUUCAUAUCCAGAAAAUUUGCAUGUCACGCGCAUAGUACGUUUUGACUAUGGAACAAGCACAGGAAUGGGUGGAGUUAGCUUACCAGUUCCAUUGGAUUUCCAUCAACUGGUGAUACUGGUUCAGGUGGUUGGGGUCCUGAAGUACUUCCUGCAGAGUAAUAGAAUAUCAGUUACUUCCAUCUUCUUUGCGAGCAUUUAGGGAAAGCAAAUGACUGAAGACUGACCAGCAGGGGAAUCACGAGGUGGACGAAUCUGGAUGCUUCUCAUAUAUAGGUCUAGCAGAGGCUUUGGAUAAUAGAUCUCUGUGCUAUACUUUCCUGCUAAUCCCAUUACAAGUGCCACGGGAGGGAUGUCCAUGAGCUGUGCUAUCUUCAUUCUAGUGAUGGAUUUGGCUCUCUGCAAAAAAGAUCGAGUACAAAGGAUUUUUAGCUACAACGAAAAGACUGCAGACUCGCAGAGUCACUAAGUCUUGUUCUCAGUCAUAGAUUUUGAUAGAAGGCGGCAUAAUAUUAGAACCUUCUUUCUUCCUACGAGGUUGGAGGCGUCUUGAAGCCAGCUCUGGUAAACAGCACCUCCGAUGAUAGGUUCGAAAUCCAUAGCAAGCUGGACCGUUUUUCUUCUUCUCGUAUUCCCCUUUAUUAUCACUGGCUUAACGCCAUCCUCUUGUACCUGUUACAGAGUUACGUAUGCACUUGAAAAAUCAUUUCACGAUAAGUCAUUAGAAUGGUUUAAAGUGCUUAAUACUCUUUACCUGUUGAAUGUCAUCUCUAGGUUCAUCA
Molecule: messenger RNA, 2496 nt
Organism: Papaver somniferum (opium poppy)
Lineage: Eukaryota; Viridiplantae; Streptophyta; Magnoliopsida; Ranunculales; Papaveraceae
Product: LRR repeats and ubiquitin-like domain-containing protein At2g30105
Exons: 10
Coding region: 97-1251 (384 amino acids)
Molecular function (GO): protein binding
Source: RefSeq, a predicted model, not a curated record